UUUUAAGCUGACUGGAAGAUUCAUGGUCUAUUAUUUCUCAUAAACAACUAGUCAGACAACAGGAACAACAGUAGGGCACAUGAUCCAUCUGGGAAGACUCAAGAGAUUCAGAAAACGAAAUGAAAGCUAUUGGGGUGCGCUUUUAAUGUUUUGGAAAAGGUUUGAUCUUUCCUAGAGAUUGUUCACACAAGCUAAAAGUUAUUUCUUGGAACUAUUUCCCUACUUGUUCACAUUUGGAAAUAUCUGUGCGGUACUUAAAGAGUGAUUUUCAUUCGCAGAGGUGUGUUAAGCUAAUUGGAUAAUUUAGUCUACUCGCUAUCUUACAACAAAGUUCGGUUCUUUUUGCUAUAAAUUAGAAUCGUUUAGAAUAUCGUCUUGUCCAUACUUCCUCUCAGUUAAGACUAUAUAUAUAAGUCAAGAGGGACGCUUGGAGCACAGACAAGCGUAUCAAUUUUUUAGAUGGAGCUAACACCAGUUGAAAGAAAGGAGCAUUUAGUUAUAGAGGAGGAGGAUGAGGAAGUUCAGUUGCAGUGGGCUGCAAUUGAGAGGCUGCCUACAUAUAAACGGUGCAGAACCGCGCUUUUUGACUUCGAUGGUGGCGUAGGCGGCGGGGGGAAGGAGCAUGCAGGGAAGAGGGUGGUUGAUGUUACAAAGUUGAAAGCAGAUGAGAGGCACCUGUUCGUCGAGAAACUCAUAAAGCACAUAGAGCAUGACAAUCUCCGACUUCUGCAGAAACUUAGAGAAAGGAUAGACAGAGUGAAUGUGAAGUUGCCGACGGUGGAGGUGAGGUACAAGAACUUGUUUGUGGAAGCAGAGUGUGAUGUAGUCCAAGGAAAGCCACUCCCAACACUAUGGAACUCUCUUCUGAGCUUCUUAUCAGUUUUUACAAAGGCAAUUUGGUGCAAAUCUUCCGGAGCGAAGAUGAGCAUUCUAUCAGAUGUCAAUGGCAUCAUCAAACCAUCGAGGCUUACUCUCCUUCUUGGUACCCCUGGCUGCGGGAAAACCACCUUGUUAUUGGCCCUUGCCGGAAAACUCGAUAAAUCUCUCAAGGUUGCAGGGGAGGUUUCUUAUAAUGGUUACAAGCUAGAUGAGUUUGUUCCUCAAAAAACGUCAGCUUACAUAAGCGAAUACGACCUUCACAUACCUGAGAUGACUGUGAGGGAAACAAUCGACUUUUCAGCCCGCUGUCAGGGCGUUGGCAGUAGAGCUGAUACAAUGAUGGAAGUGAUCAGAAGGGAAAAAGAAGCUGGAAUAGUACCUGAUUCCGACAUUGACACCUACAUGAAGGCAAUUUCAGUUGAAAGACAAAAGCGAAAUCUGCAAACCGAUUAUGUUUUGAAGAUCCUCGGACUGGAUACCUGUAGUGACACAAUGGUUGGUGAUGCGUUACAAAGAGGGAUUUCAGGUGGCCAGAAGAAAAGGCUGACAACAGGAGAAAUGAUUGUAGGUCCUACAAAAACUCUGUUUAUGGAUGAAAUAUCAACUGGAUUAGACAGCUCGACGACCUUUCAGAUAGUUACCUAUCUUCAGCAGUUGGUGCACAUCACAGAUGCAACUGCAUUGGUUUCACUCCUUCAACCAGCCCCUGAGACCUUUGAUCUAUUUGAUGAUGUAAUAUUAAUGGCAGAGGGGAAGAUAGUUUACCACGGUCCUCGUAGCCAGGCACUUCAGUUUUUCGAAGAUUGUGGUUUCAAAUGCCCAGCAAGAAAGGGUGCUGCAGAUUUCCUUCAAGAGGUAAUCUCAAAGAAGGAUCAAGCACAAUACUGGAAGCAUACCAACAUCCCCUACGAUUAUGUUUCAGUGGAUCAAUUUUCUCAACUUUUCAGAGCAAGUUACCUGGGGAAGAAGUUAAAUGAUGAGCUUUCGGAACCAUACGAUAAAUCACAGUGCCAUGACAAGGCCCUAUCAUUUACCACUUACUCAGUGAGAAAAUGGGAAUUGUUCAAAGCUUGUAUGGGCCGAGAGCUGCUUCUUAUGAAACGAAAUUCCUUUGUCUAUGUAUUCAAAACAGCGCAGCUUACCAUCAUUGCAUUUAUUACAAUGACGGUAUUUAUACGAACUCAAAUGGCUGUGGAUCUGACAAGUGCAAAUUUUUUGAUGGGCUCAUUGUUUUAUACCCUCGUUCGACUUAUGACCAAUGGAGUUGCAGAGCUGUCCUUGACUGUUACUAGACUUCCAGUUGUUUACAAGCAAAGGGGAUUCUAUCUGUACCCGGCAUGGGCGUAUUGUAUUCCAGCUUCUCUCCUGAAGGUUCCAUUUUCACUACUUGAUUCAGCACUAUGGACAGCCAUAACUUACUACGUUAUUGGGUUUAGCCCGGAAAUAACAAGGUUCUUCUGCCAGUUUCUUAUGCUAUUUGCUCUGCAUCAAUCAUCAACAUCAAUGUGUCGUUUGGUCGCUGUAAUCUUCCGAACUAUGGUUCUUGCAUCAACUUGUGGUAUUUUCAUCUUAGUGGUAAUGUUUUUAUGUGGAGGCUUCAUUUUGCCACAACCCUCUUUACCUUCUUGGUUGAGGUGGGGAUUCUGGUGUUCUCCUAUGACUUAUGCAGAAAUAGGUACAACUCUAAACGAAUUCCUUGCUCCUCGAUGGCAAAAGGUUACAAAUGGAAACACAACCUUAGGAAAUGAAGUUCUAACCAGACAUGGAUUGAACUUUGAUGGCUAUUUCUAUUGGAUAUCAGUUGGAGCACUGUUUGCGUUCACAGUACUUUUCGAUCUUGGAUUUGUUUUAGCCUUGACUUACCAAAAUCCUCCAAAGAUGUCUCGCGCAAUUAUUUCGGGAAAAAGGUUAUCCAAAUUACAAGGAAAAGAUGCUUGCAACAUCAGUGAACAGUCGAAAAAUGAAUCGACUCCAGCUUAUUCUUCCCAAACUGUGGGAGGAAAAUUCAACUGCGGGAGGAUGGUCCUGCCAUUUGAGCCACUGACAAUAUCAUUCAAGGAUGUGCAGUAUUACGUUGCAACCACACCGGAAAUGAGAAAGCAUGGCUUCAAGCAGAAAAAGCUUCAGCUGCUUAAAGACAUUACAGGAGCAUUCAGACCGGGAAUUCUCACUGCACUGAUGGGUGUGAGUGGGGCUGGAAAAACAACUCUCAUGGAUGUUCUUUCGGGAAGGAAAACUGGAGGUACCAUUGAGGGAGAUAUAAGAAUAGGAGGGCAUCCGAAGGUCCAGAAGACAUUUGCAAGAAUAUCGGGUUACUGCGAGCAGACUGACAUACAUUCUCCACUUAUCACAGUAGAAGAAUCGGUUAGGUACUCCGCUUGGUUGCGGUUGCCACCCGAAACUAAUCAAGACUUAAAAGCUAGAUUUGUGGAAGAAGUAAUCGAAACAAUUGAACUGGAGGAUAUAAGAGAUUCUUUAGUUGGCAUUCCUGGACAAAGUGGCCUAUCAACCGAGCAGCGUAAAAGGCUGACAAUUGCAGUGGAGCUUGUUUCCAAUCCAUCAAUAAUAUUCAUGGAUGAACCUACAUCAGGUUUAGAUGCUAGAGCAGCUGCGAUUGUCAUGCGUGCAGUGAAGAACGUCGUUGCCACAGGAAGAACAACUGUGUGCACAAUUCACCAACCAAGCAUUGAUAUCUUCGAGUCUUUCAAUGAGUUAAUUUUGAUGAAAACGGGUGGACAAAUCAUCUAUUCGGGAGCUCUAGGUCAUAACUCGAGUGAACUCAUCGAAUAUUUUGAGCGUAUUCCUAAUGUACCGAAGAUCAAAGACAAUUACAACCCGGCAACAUGGAUGUUAGAAGUUACUUCUGCUUCGGUAGAGGCAGAACUCGGUUUGGAUUUUGCCAGCAUCUAUAAAAAUUCUACUCAGUAUAGAGACUCAAUUGAUUUGGUAAAACAGUUGAGUGAAGCAAAGCCAGGUUCAAAAGACUUGCACUUUCCCACACAUUUUCCCCAAAAUAGUUGGGUGCAGUUCAAGGCCUGUCUUUGGAAACAACACUUGUCCUAUUGGAGAAGUACCGAAUACAAUCUAGCGCGUUUCAUGUUCAUGAUCGCUGUAUCAGUCAUGUUUGGGGUAAUCUUCUGGCAGAAAGGGAAGGAAAUAAAUAAUGAGCAGGAUUUGAUGAACAUACUUGGGUCCACGUACAUUGCCGUAAUAUUCCUAGGCGUAACCAAUUGCUCAGGAGUUCUGCCUUAUAUCGCAACUGAGCGCACUGUUUUGUACCGUGAAAGGUUUGCUGGGAUGUACUCAUCAAAGGCUUAUUCAUUUGCACAGGUUGUCGUUGAAAUACCUUACACAAUGUUGCAAGCAAUUUUGUAUGUGGCCAUUACAUAUCCUACCAUAGGGUUCUUUUGGUCACCUACUAAGGUUUUCUGGUACUUAUAUGCAACAUUCUGCACAUUUCUAUACUUUGUAUAUCUUGGGAUGCUGAUAGCUUCUUUGAGCACAAACCUCGACGUAGCUUCCAUUCUGGCAACCGCAGUCUACACCUUACUGAAUCUUUUCGCUGGCUUCCUCAUGCCUGGACCGAAAAUUCCAAAGUGGUGGAUUUGGUGCUAUUGGAUAUGUCCUACAUCAUGGUCCUUAAAUGGCCUACUGACUUCACAAUAUGGAGACAUGAGCAAAGAAAUAGUGAUCUUUGAGGAGCAUAAAACCGUUGGUUUCUUCCUACAAGAUUACUUUGGUUUCCACCAUGAUCGUUUAGGCCUUGUGGCUCUUGUUCUCAUUGCUUUCCCAAUUGUUUUUGCUUCUCUAUUUGCCUAUUGCAUUGGGAAAUUCAAUUUCCAAAGAAGAUAGGGAAAAAAAAAUAUUAUGUAUAUGUCCUAUCUUUAAUGUUGACCUUUGGAAAUGUAUCAGUGAACAAAAAACUUAAUAGAAAUUUGUAAUGGUAAAUUGGUGGUUAAGAUGGAAUACGAAUGUUGGAAUUACUUCA
Messenger RNA from Malus domestica (apple), 4867 nucleotides. Its product is annotated as pleiotropic drug resistance protein 3-like. Gene Ontology annotation, cellular component: membrane. Lineage: Eukaryota; Viridiplantae; Streptophyta; Magnoliopsida; Rosales; Rosaceae. Gene Ontology annotation, molecular function: ABC-type transporter activity; ATP hydrolysis activity; ATP binding. The record is from RefSeq and is a predicted model, not a curated record.